Messenger RNA from Rotaria sordida, 456 nucleotides. NCBI's taxonomy places the organism in Eukaryota, Metazoa, Rotifera, Eurotatoria, Philodinida, Philodinidae. The record is from the annotation of a GenBank genome assembly.
AUGUAUUCAGUUCGACGUGACCUUAAUAAUUCAUAUUAUUAUUCACAAUAUUGGACAAUGAAUUGUCAACAACAACAUGAACAAUUUAUAUUUAAUAAUCGUCAAAUGAUUAAAGCAAAACAACAUUAUUUUUGGUCAACGAAAUUUUAUAAUAAUAAAGAUUGUCAUACACAAUGUCAAACAUUGAAUAAUAAUUCUAUUAAAUCUACAGAUUUAUCAAAUAGUCAUGAUAUGUCAUUACCUAUUUAUCGUGCACCAUGCACAUUUCAAAAUUCAUUAAUAACAACUAGUAAUGAUGGUCAUUCACAUGGGGUAUGUCUCCGUUCACCUCUGUCAUCAUCUUCAUCUUCAUGUGUACCUGAUGUAUAUUCACCAGGUUUAAUAUCAAGUGGAAAUUGUUCACCACCUCCACCAUCAUCAAAUUUGCCACCACCACCAUCUGAAUGGCUCAAUUAA